Messenger RNA from Drosophila kikkawai, 1433 nucleotides. It is a transcript of the gene geko, whose product is annotated as geko. The record is from RefSeq and is a predicted model, not a curated record. Lineage: Eukaryota; Metazoa; Arthropoda; Insecta; Diptera; Drosophilidae.
CUCACUGGCAUUGCUGAUUUCGGACGAAUCGCACGUACCGCCGUCGUCGUCGUCGUCGUCGUUGUCGCUUUUAGCUCACCUCAUCGCGUGCGUUACCUGUAUUUGUACCUGUACCUGUUUUUUGUUUUGGAUUUACAGUUACUAACGAGUUAUGUGCGCUUGAAUGCCAAAUUUAAUUGCCGCUCUUUGCAUGCUCGCCAGCAGAGUAAUUUGAAAACGUUUUCAAAGAGUUGAGUUAAUAUAUUAAAAAAAAAAAAAUACGACAACUUUCGUUUUUCCCCUCCCCAAAACUUUCAUUUUUCCUGCUCAUCGUGUUGCCAUUGAAAACAGUGUCAAAACCAAGGUGCUAAAAGAAGUUAAUACUCACACAUAAAAUCCGAAUAAAAAUUAAAAAAAGAGAAAAAAUUCAAAGAAGAAAUAUAAAAUAAAAUUGUGCAACAAUCGCGCGUGUGUGAAUUGGCAAUUUUUUUUUGGAGUAUAUAUAUUCAUGGCCAUCAUGGACACCGCCUGGCGCUGCCGCCUCACGAUCUUUGCCAUCGUCUCCCUGCUGCUGGUGGGCGAUCUCUUUGGCUAUGGCGGUGGCAUCAAGUCCAACCACCCCGAUCAUCAUGCCGUCCGCCGCUCCGGGGGCGGUGCGGUGGCAGCCGGUGCCCCAACGGGUCCGGCGGCUGCAGCGGCCAGCAAGUUCCAGGCGAAGAAUGCCGAAAUCGAUAUAGCCGAAGAGCACGACUUCAAUGAGCUCUCAGCCGCUGCCGAGGCUCUGAAGCCCAGCAUGGCUGUGGUGACAGGGGCCAGCCUGAAGUCCAAAUCCCAGCUGACGGAUACCAUCAAGGAGUCGUGUCUGCCAAAGAUGCUGUGCGAGCUGGCCUCCAAGCCGGAGUAUCAGCUCAGCGAGAAGGAAAGGGAGCUACUUAGACUGAUCAGAUCUCCAACAAUGCCCUGGAUGAUGAACAUGCCGCCAAGCAAGUGGUACUUUGCUGCCCACAUGGGAGAGUUAAUGCGUCACACGGGAGACAAUCUCAGCGGACCCAUGGGAUGCGCCAAUCUGUGGCCCAACUGCCCCAUCAGCUCCAAGAAGCUGAUGAAGCUCAGCUACAAAGUGAGGGUCUAGUGUGGAUCCUUAAGUAUUAGGUUUUUAGAAUUAGACACCUCGACUUUUGUACCAUAUAUGUCUCUUCCACCUUUGGCUCCACCCUACAACUACAACCUACCUUGUACACGACCUUAGGUUUAGACUUAGACCUUAGUCCCGACACGACUGAAGUGACUGUAGAACUGUAAGCACUUGUAUCUACUAGCUGCGAGUCCUAGGUAGAUUUUAAUUACAUUUGUGUGACUAGUCACGACCCGAUUUAGCCUUAGGUCUAGUCGUAAGUUCGAUGCUCCUGUAAUUGUUAAUAAAUUACACUAUUUUGUGCAUUCACUCGCCCUAA